This is a messenger RNA of Emericellopsis cladophorae, 1041 nucleotides long. RefSeq names its product C-5 sterol desaturase-like protein. Gene Ontology annotation, molecular function: iron ion binding; oxidoreductase activity. Gene Ontology annotation, biological process: lipid biosynthetic process. The coding region runs from base 1 to 1041 and encodes 346 amino acids. Lineage: Eukaryota; Fungi; Ascomycota; Sordariomycetes; Hypocreales; Bionectriaceae. The record is from RefSeq and is a predicted model, not a curated record. The transcript is spliced from 2 exons.
AUGGAUAUCGUCUUAGAGCUGACCGAUACUUUCAUCGCCGACUAUGUCUACGCAUGGGCGCACCCUGCGAAGCCUGCCCCUUAUGACUAUCCCGCAGGAACUGCUGCCAACACGACCGCACAAACGUUCUCGUCAUGGACAUGGGAACCCGCCACACAACUCCUCCAGUUCCAGCCGUCGCAAGCAGCGUACAUGAGCGCAUGGACGCGUGACAAUGUAUGGCGGCAGCUGAUCACGCUCUAUUUUAUUGUUUGGAUUUUCGGCCUUGUCGUGUACUUCGCGUUCGCCUCGUUGUCCUAUUACUUCAUCUUCGACAAGAGGACCUUGAACCAUCCCAAGUUCAUCAAGAACCAAAUUUGGCUAGAAAUCCUCCAGGCCAAUAAGUCCAUGCCGUUCAUGGCCCUCUGCACCGCACCUCUCAUGGCCCUCGAGGUGCGCGGCUUCAGCAAACUCUACGACACGACCGAGCAAGGCCCGGGCAUGUGGUACAACUUUGCGCAAUUCCCCCUGUUCCUGGUGUUCACAGACUUCUGCAUCUACUGGAUUCACCGAUACUUGCAUCAUCCUCGCGUCUACAAGCAUCUCCACAAGCCUCACCACAAGUGGAUCAUGCCGACGCCGUACGCCAGCCACGCUUUCCAUCCGUUGGAUGGGUUUGCGCAGUCCCUGCCGUAUCACAUCUUCCCAUUCAUCUUCCCACUCCAGAAGGCGGCUUAUGUCGCUCUCUUCGUCUUCGUCAAUUUCUGGUCUAUCCUCAUACACGAUGGCGAGUAUUUGACCAAUAACCCAGUGGUCAACGGAGCAGCUUGCCAUUCUCUUCACCAUUCGCGUUUCGAAGUCAACUACGGACAAUUCUUCACGGCAUUUGAUCGCCUCGGUGGUACUUACAGAACACCUGAGGCUUGGAUGUUCGAGAAGGAGAAGAAGAUGUCAGAGAAGCAGUGGAAGGCAGAGUCUACAAAGGUGGAUAAUUUUGUGAAAGAGAUUGAAGGCUCCGAUGAUCGCACUUACGACCCUCCAGUUGACAAGAAGAACAUCUGA